This is a messenger RNA of Heterotrigona itama, 1416 nucleotides long. NCBI's taxonomy places the organism in Eukaryota, Metazoa, Arthropoda, Insecta, Hymenoptera, Apidae. The record is from the annotation of a GenBank genome assembly.
AUGAAAUGCGAGAAUAUUUAUGACAAUUAUGUAGGAAUCCCGUUCGGUUCAAUCCCCCGUCUGAGCCCCCAAUUUUGUUGGAAUUUAUGGGGAAAAGGUAUAGAUACGGCGAUGACAAAAAUAUUAACACUCUCGUUAUACGCUAUAAUAUUCGCUAUAAUACUCUCGACCUCUUUAGAUGUUCACUCUCGUUGCAUUUCUUCACGACAUGCAUCGUCUCUCACACAUUCACGCAUGUCCUAGACUUGGGUCCUUAAACAAUCCCAGGCCUUCGCUGUAACAAUUGCGAAUAACACUCGGCAGGCGACGAUUGCUUUUCUCUUGGACCACACAGAAAAAAGUUUCGACUCAGGUUUCCUGUAUUGUAAUCCUCGUGACAGUCGUAGCAAUUGCAGGACAUCUGCAAAAUUUUCAUCCUUCGAAGCCUAUUCGAAGCCUCGAGGUUUUACGAGACUGUCACGUCAGUCGUCGAGAUAUCAAAAAGUUAUUCCGGCAAUCCUAUCGCGGGCUAUCCGAUGCGACUGGACUCUUUUGAAAUACCGAGGAGAGACUGCAGGCCGCCGAGAACGAGCGUUCUAAACUGCAGAUUCGCUUUUAUCUUUCGACUGGCAAACGGGGAAAAAAUGCUGACCGACGGCGGCGACUGAUUUCUGAGAAAUUCGCAGAAAGGCAAACCGAGAGAGUGAAGACAGUGCUGGAGCACAGGUGCAAAGCCGGCGAACGAUACCUGUCCGCUCUCGACGGAGGCGGCGGUGGUGAGCUCGUGCAGAGUCGGGACAAGAAGGGGCAAAAGUGGAAACAGAGAGAGGGAGAGAGGCCGCCGGCUUUCGUCGCAGUAGCAUCAGUCGUCGGCACCGCGCGAUACACUGCGCUUUAUACAUCCACCAGUCUCGCUUUCUACCUCAUUUCGACUUACGAGACGAAAACACAUCCCGCGUACCGGUCGCGAUCCAGAGAACGCGUCUCACCGCCGGCCGAAUUUCUGCCUAUUGGAACGAAGUUUCAGAUCGGCCGAUUUAAUAGCAAUCUGAAAGAAUCGCCGAGCAAGCGUACAAACAAACAACAAGUUGGAAGCAGCAAGUAAUUCUCGUUCAUCGUUUUCAUUUCAUUUGGGAGAGAUCAUUUGAGAAUGACGGUGUGACGCGUCGAGUUUUUGUGGUCUCUUAAACGCGCGCGAUUAGAAUAACGGUCGGUAGUUUGAAUGUUUGAAUCGGCGCGCGUGUUUACUCGGCUUUUGAAAAAAAUUGGCAAUUUUCGUGCCCUUCGAUCUAUCUUUUUUUUUUUUUUUGGAAAUCAACUUCUCCUUUGUUCACCCAAUUUUAGAUUGCAGUGUUUUUCAGAUUGUCGUUGAACGUCAAGUUCCUCGAAAUUGCUGUAGAAGAAUUGAGAAAGACAAACGGUAUUAUCGAAUUAUAA